AUGCAGUUUGGAGGUGGGUUGGGUCUGGUGUUGGCCCUGAGACUCUCCAUUUCCCAGAAAGUAGAGAAGCUGCAGCAAUUAAAACACCCAAACCUUGUGAACCUCAUUGAGGUAUUUAGGAGAAAAAAGAAAAUGCAUUUAGUGUUUGAAUACUGUGAUCACACGCUUUUAAAUGAGCUGGAAAGGAACCCAAAUGGAGUUGCUGAUGGAGUGAUCAAAAGUGUAUUAUGGCAAACACUUCAGGCUCUUAAUUUCUGUCAUAAGCAUAAUUGUAUUCACAGAGAUGUCAAACCUGAAAACAUUCUAAUAACUAAACAAGGAAUAAUCAAGAUCUGUGACUUUGGGUUUGCACGGAUUCUGAUUCCAGGAGAUGCCUACACUGAUUACGUUGCCACCAGGUGGUACCGAGCCCCUGAACUCCUCGUGGGAGAUACGAAGUAUGGCUCCUCAGUCGACAUAUGGGCUAUCGGUUGUGUUUUUGCAGAGCUCCUGACAGGCCAACCACUCUGGCCUGGAAAAUCAGAUGUGGACCAACUUUAUCUGAUAAUCAGAACUUUGGGAAAACUAAUCCCACGGCAUCAAUCUAUCUUUAAAAGUAACCAGUUUUUCCAUGGCAUCAGUAUACCUGAACCAGAAGACAGGGAAACACUUGAGGAAAAGUUCUCAAAUGUCCAUCCUGUGGUUUUGGAUUUUAUGAAGGGAUGUCUGAAGAUGAAUCCAGAUGACAGACUAACCUGUGCACAGCUUCUGGAAAGCAGCUACUUUGAUUCCUUCCAAGAGGAUCAAAUGAAAAGAAAAGCACGUAACGAGGGAAGAAACAGAAGGCGUCAGCAGAAUCAACUGUUGCCUCUCAUACCAGGAAGCCACAUCUCCCCCACACCUGAUGGAAGAAAACAAGUCCUCCCGUUAAAAUUUGAUCAUCUUCCAAACAUUUAG
Dipodomys ordii (Ord's kangaroo rat) is the source of this 936-nucleotide messenger RNA. RefSeq names its product cyclin-dependent kinase-like 4 (gene Cdkl4). The transcript is spliced from 9 exons. Gene Ontology annotation, molecular function: ATP binding; cyclin-dependent protein serine/threonine kinase activity. Lineage: Eukaryota; Metazoa; Chordata; Mammalia; Rodentia; Heteromyidae. The record is from RefSeq and is a predicted model, not a curated record. Gene Ontology annotation, biological process: protein phosphorylation. Gene Ontology annotation, cellular component: nucleus. The coding region runs from base 1 to 936 and encodes 311 amino acids.